This is a messenger RNA of Funneliformis mosseae, 252 nucleotides long. NCBI's taxonomy places the organism in Eukaryota, Fungi, Glomeromycota, Glomeromycetes, Glomerales, Glomeraceae. The record is from the annotation of a GenBank genome assembly.
AUGAACCCAUGUAUUUUAUGUAAAGGAGAGAUCAUUGGAUCAGAACCAUAUGGGUCAAUCAAAGAAUUUACCAUGGCCACCUGUGGAUGUAUUUACCACCAAAUGUGUCUCGAAAGAGAUCUGAUGAAACGCCGUGGAAAAGCUAUAUGCCCAAAUUGGGAUUGCAAAGGCAGAGAGAUCGAAACUUCUAUUUCUCCGGCAGUAUUGCAAGACAAGUCUACAACUGCUGAUGAAAAUACUAUCUCCAAACCU